CAGAAUUUCCCUAACUUCAAUUCAUCGCAAAAGUAUCAGCCUGUCGUCUUCCAAAUCAACCACGUCCACCCACCCUGUUCAACAUCUUGCAACAUAACAAACCGCCAAGAUGCUGAUUCCCAAGGCUGAUCGUAAGAAGAUCCACGAGUACCUCUUCCGUGAGGGCGUCCUCGUCGCGAAGAAGGACUUCAACCUUCCCAAGCACCCCGACAUCGACACCAAGAACCUUUUCGUUGUCAAGGCCCUUCAAUCCCUGAACUCCCGCGGCUACGUCAAGACUCAGUUUUCAUGGCAAUACUACUACUACACCCUCACCCCUGAGGGUCUCGACUACCUCCGCGAAUGGCUUCACCUCCCUGCCGAGAUCGUCCCUGCCACACACAUCAAGCAACAGCGAUCGCACGCUCCUCCCCGAGGAAUGAUGGGUGAGGGUGAGCGCGAACGCCGACCAUUCGGCCGUGGCCGUGGCGGCGACCGUGGCGAUCGUGGUGACCGUGGCGACCGCGAGGGUGGCUACCGACGACGAGAUGCUGGUGAGGGCGGUAAGGAGAGCGGUGGUGCUCCUGGUGAAUUCAACCCUCAAUUCCGUGGUGGAUUCGGUCGUGGCCGUGGCGCUCCCCCCUCGUAAGGUGGAAAUUCUACUACCCUUGAAAAUCCCUUGGACGAACAUGACGACCGGCAUGGGCAUGUACUCUAGGGAAUGGAGCACCUGCAUAUUUGCGCUUCUGCUCGCGUGAUAGAACUCGUGGGAGGAACCUCGGAUGCACGGUUGGGAGUUAUUAGGGGGCUAAAUCCUCGGAAAUCAUCAAUGAAUUAUGGACAUGCUUUUGCCGUGAAAAAUAUCGCUUUUCCCUAUGAAGCAGCUUCUGGUUUGGUGAAACAGGUUGAUCGAGAGUGCAGAUACUUAAUCUGACAAGACUUUAAUGGUCUAUACAACAAAACACUACCACCUGCUACCUAGCGUGAAGAGAGAUCUGUGGAUGACUUUCUCGAGAUCUGUAGAGGGGAUUUGAUAAGACGCCAUUUGUCCCCUCCAGCCAUCCAUAUCCCGAGAGCUUAGAACGUAGCAAUAUCCUACAUACAUAUUAUAGGAAUACGUGUGAACUUCUUAGGCUCAAAGGUAUUUAUGCAUAGAGGAAACCGCAAGUAUCGAU
Molecule: messenger RNA, 1154 nt
Organism: Annulohypoxylon maeteangense
Lineage: Eukaryota; Fungi; Ascomycota; Sordariomycetes; Xylariales; Hypoxylaceae
Exons: 3
Coding region: 110-628 (172 amino acids)
Cellular component (GO): cytosolic small ribosomal subunit
Molecular function (GO): RNA binding; structural constituent of ribosome
Source: RefSeq, a predicted model, not a curated record